This is a messenger RNA of Salarias fasciatus (jewelled blenny), 2309 nucleotides long. It is a transcript of the gene prkcha, whose product is annotated as protein kinase C, eta, a. NCBI's taxonomy places the organism in Eukaryota, Metazoa, Chordata, Actinopteri, Blenniiformes, Blenniidae. Gene Ontology annotation, biological process: protein phosphorylation. Gene Ontology annotation, molecular function: ATP binding; diacylglycerol-dependent serine/threonine kinase activity. The record is from RefSeq and is a predicted model, not a curated record.
CUCGCCGGUUCCGAGAUGAAGUUCAAAGGUUACCUGAAGCUGCGGAUCGGCGAAGGCGGUGGGCCCUGAAGCCCACCUCCUACUCCCAGCGCCCACUCGGUCAUCUUCAACAAGCCGGCCCCGGCGCUGGACCCCUACAUCGUGGUGAAGGUGGACGACUUCAAGCUGGGCAGACGCCACACCAAGCAGAAGACCAACCAGCCCUACAACGAGGAGUUCUGCCUGGACGUGGCGGACGGCAGGCUCAUCGAGCUGGCCGUCUUCCACGACACGCCCAUCGGCUACGACGACUUCGUGGCCAACUGCACCAUCCAGUUCCAGGACCUGAUGGAGACCUCCACCACCGGGGGAGACCUACGAGGGAUGAUGGACUUGGAGCCACAGGGGAAGGUGUACGUCCUGAUCACGCUCACCGGAUCCUUCGUGGACGACGACGCCGUGGUGAAGGAGUACAAGCAGCUGUCCAGGAAACGGCAGCGCGCCGUGAAGCGCAGGGUCCACCAGAUCAACGGGCACAAGUUCAUGUCCACCUUCCUCCGCCAGCCCACCUUCUGCUUCCACUGCAGGGAGUUCAUCUGGGGGUGUGUUUGGAAACAGGGCUACCAGUGUCAACUGUGUACCUGUGUGGUUCACAAGCGAUGCCACCAGCACGUCGUUACAGAGUGUCCACACAAGAAGAAGGCCGUGAGAGAGCCGGUAACCGCACACCAGUCGCUUGGCACUCAGGAAAGCACCAACCCAGGCUUCAGCAUCAAUGUCCCACACAAGUUCAACAUCCACAACUACAAGUCUCCCACCUUCUGCGACCACUGCGGCUCGCUGCUGUGGGGGAUCGUCCGGCAGGGGCUGCACUGUAAAAUCUGCAAGAUGAACGUCCACAUCCGCUGCAAAGGAAACGUGGCGCCCAGCUGCGGGGUGAACAGCGUGGAGCUGGCCAACAAGCUGGCGGAGAUGGGCCUGCAGGCCGAGGGCCUGUCCAGGAGGAGCUCCGAGCUCAGGAAACCGGAGCCGAGGAGGCCGACGUCCGAAUGGCGGGAGGGCCUGGACCCCCAGCAGCUCACCCCCCGCCUGGGCAUUUCAGACUUCACCUUCAUUCAAGUGCUGGGCAAGGGCAGCUUCGGAAAGGUGAUGCUGGCGAGACUAAACAGCAACGAGCGCGUCUUCGCCAUCAAGGUGCUGAAGAAGGACAUCAUCCUGCAGGACGACGACGUGGAGUGCACCAUGACGGAGAAGAGGGUGCUGUCCCUGGCCCGCGAUCACCCCUACCUCACACAGCUGUACUGCUGCUUCCAGACACCGGACCGGCUCUUCUUCGUCAUGGAGUUCGUGAACGGCGGCGAUCUCAUGUUCCACAUCCAGAAGUCCAGGAAGUUCGAGGAGGGCAGAGCGCGGUUCUACACGGCGGAGAUCACCUCGGCGCUCAUGUUCCUGCACAGCAGAGGCAUCAUUUACAGGGAUCUGAAACUGGACAACGUCCUCCUGGACAAAGACGGCCACUGCAAGCUGGCGGACUUCGGCAUGUGCAAAGAGGGCAUCGUCCAGGGCGUGACCACCGGGACGUUCUGUGGGACCCCGGACUACAUCGCCCCCGAGAUCCUGCAGGAGAUGCUGUACGGGCCCUCGGUGGACUGGUGGGCUCUGGGCGUCCUGCUCUACGAGAUGCUGUGACACGCCCCCUUCGAGGCGGAAAACGAAGACGACCUCUUCGAGUCGAUCCUCAAUGAAGAGAUUGUGUACGCGUCGUGGCUGAGCACGGAGUCGGUGAACAUCCUGCGAGCCUUCUUGAACAAGAACCCGGCUCGCCGCCUGGGCUGCGUGGCGUCGGAGGGAGGCGAGAGCGCCGUGACCGCCCACCCCUUCUUCACCGGCAUCGACUGGGAGAAGCUGAACCGCCGAGAGAUGGAGGCGCCCUUCAAGCCCAGGAUAAAAACGCCAGAGGACGUCAACAACUUCGACCCGGACUUCACCCAGGAGGAGCCCACCCUGACGCCCAUCGACGAGCCGCUCAUCCCCUCCAUCAACCAGGACGAGUUCAGAGACUUCUCCUUCACGUCUCCGGAGCUGCUGGAGUCCUGAAGGCCGUGUGUGAAGCACGGAGCUGUCACAUUCCCCGGAGACUCGUGUGUGUGCGUGUGCGUGUGCGUGUGCGUGUGCAACAUGCUAUGGAGAUGACUGGACUGGAGCUGGACGGGAAAACCCGGCUGCACCUGGACUCUGGCGUUUUCUCACUGCGUGUUCAGCGAGUGUCGUCGUUUUGCUGUACUCAGUUUGCUUCAUUUACUUUGAAUGAAAAAGCACUUCUUUUUUAA